Molecule: messenger RNA, 246 nt
Organism: Knipowitschia caucasica
Lineage: Eukaryota; Metazoa; Chordata; Actinopteri; Gobiiformes; Gobiidae
Source: the annotation of a GenBank genome assembly
AUGGACACACACACACAGAGACUAACUACAGACAGCCCACGACACGUCUCUGAGCCCGGUGAGACAGGCCCUUCUCCCGGGGGCAGAGCGGCGGGAGUGGACAGGGACAAUUGGCGGAGACAGGAGGCUUGUGCGGCUGUUCGCUCUCUGCAUCGGACCUGGCAGCUCGGCGCCGCGCAGGAGCUGACAGACGACGGCGGCCUGUCAGUGCGCAUGAGUGGGUACGUGCACCACCGCCCCCAAUGA